UUUGGAGGAGCAGCUAUUGCGUUGUUCUUGUACCUCUUUAAGAACCUCACUCACUCUCUCUCUCUCCUCUCCAUUACAAAAAUAAUCCCCAAAUCUUGAAAAAAUUUAGGGUUUGAAGUUUGAGAGAGAGAGAGAGAUGAGUGCUUCAAGGUUUAUAAAGUGUGUCACAGUCGGCGACGGCGCUGUUGGAAAGACUUGUCUGCUCAUCUCCUACACUAGCAACACUUUCCCCACGGAUUACGUGCCUACUGUGUUUGAUAAUUUCAGCGCCAAUGUGAUUGUGGAUGGAAACACUAUCAACUUGGGAUUGUGGGAUACUGCAGGACAAGAAGACUACAAUAGACUAAGACCUUUGAGCUAUCGAGGUGCAGAUGUCUUCUUACUUGCCUUCUCUCUCGUCAGCAAAGCUAGCUAUGAAAAUGUUUCUAAAAAGUGGGUACCUGAACUGAGACAUUAUGCUCCUGGUGUUCCCAUCAUCCUCGUUGGAACCAAGCUUGAUCUUCGAGAUGACAAGCAAUUCUUGGUUGAGCACCCUGGUGCUGUGCCUAUCUCUACUGCUCAGGGUGAAGAACUGAAGAAGCUCAUUGGGGCACCUGCUUAUAUUGAAUGCAGUGCAAAAACACAACAGAAUGUAAAAGCGGUGUUUGAUGCGGCUAUCAAGGUAGUUCUCCAACCACCCAAGAACAAGAAGAGGAAGAAGAGAAAGUCUCAGAAAGGUUGUUCUAUAUUGUGAUUCCAUUAGAGAACCAACCAACAGGAGGACUGAAGUAGCUCUCACCACUUGUUUGUUUUCCUCAGGAAAGGAGGAAGAAUCUGUUGUUUGUAGUCUUUUAAAAAAAAAACAGAAGAAGUAGUAACCAAGUAUUUGUAUUCUUGUUUGCAUUUUGAUCUGUAUAUAUAUUCCACGAUUACUCGAUUUCUUUUGCUUCCUAGACUUGCACUGAUUAUUUUUUAUCAUCCAAUAAUGUUCCAAAAGUUUAGAUAAA
Messenger RNA from Raphanus sativus (radish), 986 nucleotides. Its product is annotated as rac-like GTP-binding protein ARAC3. Gene Ontology annotation, molecular function: GTP binding; GTPase activity; protein kinase binding. The transcript is spliced from 6 exons. The record is from RefSeq and is a predicted model, not a curated record. Gene Ontology annotation, biological process: cortical cytoskeleton organization; regulation of actin cytoskeleton organization; establishment or maintenance of cell polarity. Lineage: Eukaryota; Viridiplantae; Streptophyta; Magnoliopsida; Brassicales; Brassicaceae. Gene Ontology annotation, cellular component: cell projection; cytoskeleton; plasma membrane. Bases 137 to 733 code for a protein of 198 amino acids.